AUAAACUAGUCAUUUCCCCUUCCCGCGCCCCAAUUCUGGCCUCGUCGCCGCCGACUCGGACCCCCAAAGCCCCAAAUCCCACACCCCAGGCAGCAAACAGCGGCGCUUGGCGGCCGGCGGCCUGCGAGAGUAAUCCGAGAUGUGCGGCAGGGCCAGGUGUACCCUCAGCGCGGCCCAGGCAGCCAGGGCCUUUGGCUUCCCGACCACCACCUCCGCCGGCGGCGGCGGCGGCGACGGAGGAGGAGACGCCCCCGCCGUACGGACGCUCCAGAUGGACCGGUUCCGGCCGUCGUACAACGUGACACCGGGGGCGUACCUGCCGGUGGGGACCCUGCGAGCGCGGGCGGCGGGCGGCGAAGGAGGUGCGGAGGAGCAAGGGCCGGUUAUCCAGUGCAUGAAGUGGGGGCUCGUCCCCAGCUUCUCAAGCAAGACCGACAAGCCCGACCAUUUCAGGAUGUUCAAUGCCAGGUCAGAAUCUGUAAAGGAAAAGGCUUCGUUUAGGCGACUUAUCCCGAAGAAUAGAUGUCUUGUUGCAGUAGAAGGGUUCUAUGAGUGGAAAAAGGAUGGAUCCAGAAAGCAACCAUAUUACAUUCAUUUCCGAGAUGAGAGGCCUCUUGUGUUUGCUGCCCUCUUUGACACUUGGACAAAUUCAGAAGGAGAGACCCUCCAUACAUUUACUAUUUUGACUACCCAUGUUUCAACUUCUUUGAAAUGGCUUCAUGAUAGAAUGCCGGUAAUCUUGGGCGAUGAAGACUCUGUUAAUGCUUGGUUGAACAAUAGCUCCGUGAAGCUGGAAGAAAUAACUGUACCCUAUGAAGGAACUGAUUUAGUUUGGUAUCCAGUGACAACUGCAAUGGGCAAAACAUCAUUUCAGGGUCCUGACUGCAUCAAAGAGGUGAAAAUAGGACCCAGUGAAAAGCCAAUUUCAAAUUUCUUCACCAAGAAAGCAGCCGGGCCAGUGAAGUCAGAGAAGGCAUCAGGAGAGUUUGCAGAAACACAAGCUUUCAAGACGGCGAAAGAGGAGAGCGAUGAUGAUUCAGGAGAAAAUCCAUCAAACAAAACAGAGAAAAUCCAUCAAACAAGUACAGUAGUUAAGGAUGAACCUGUUACUUUGGAUCCACAAGUUUUCUAUAAAGCUGAUGAAGGUAUUAAGAAAGAAGACGGGAUGCUGCCAGACGAUCCAGUCGAGGAGCGAGAUCCUUUCAGCAUCAAGAGGAAGAUAGAGGAUGCUGGAGUCGAGGCGGAGAUGGAGAUGGAGAAGAGCGGGAGAUCGCCGGUCAUCCCUGCGAGGAAAAAGGAGAAGGGCCCGAAGGAUGGGCAAGCGUCGCUGUUUUCCUACUUUGCAAAGAAGUAGAGUAGCUUCUCAGGUAGUCUAGCUUCCUGCACUUGUGCUAUGUAUCAGCUGUUAAGCAGUUACUAGUAGUAACAGAACCUUAUCUAGUGUA
Messenger RNA from Aegilops tauschii subsp. strangulata, 1445 nucleotides. RefSeq lists its product as uncharacterized. Gene Ontology annotation, molecular function: single-stranded DNA binding. Gene Ontology annotation, biological process: protein-DNA covalent cross-linking repair. The record is from RefSeq and is a predicted model, not a curated record. Lineage: Eukaryota; Viridiplantae; Streptophyta; Magnoliopsida; Poales; Poaceae.